Protopterus annectens (West African lungfish) is the source of this 4274-nucleotide messenger RNA. It is a transcript of the gene MAP4K3, whose product is annotated as mitogen-activated protein kinase kinase kinase kinase 3. The transcript is spliced from 35 exons. Gene Ontology annotation, biological process: protein phosphorylation. The record is from RefSeq and is a predicted model, not a curated record. Bases 157 to 2898 code for a protein of 913 amino acids. Gene Ontology annotation, molecular function: ATP binding; MAP kinase kinase kinase kinase activity. NCBI's taxonomy places the organism in Eukaryota, Metazoa, Chordata, Ceratodontiformes, Protopteridae.
CGCGCAUGUGCAUGAGCUGGGAGGGAAGCCAUGUUGAAGUUUUAAUGGGGUUGGACAGUGAUUUCUGACGCCGAUUGUUUUUAUAUGCAUAUUUUUAAUUUUGUUUUACUUUGAAAUUUUGUGCCCGACUGUGGAAUUAUUUUAAGUGGAGAGACAAUGAGUAUGAGUUUUGAUCUGUCCAGGAGAAACCCGCAGGAAGAUUUUGAGUUAAUACAGAGAAUAGGCAGCGGCACUUACGGAGAUGUGUAUAAGGCUCGGAAUGUAAAUACAGGAGAGUUGACAGCCAUUAAAGUUAUUAAACUGGAACCUGGUGAAGACUUUGCAGUUGUACAGCAAGAAAUUGUAAUGAUGAAGGACUGUAAGCAUCCAAAUAUAGUGGCAUAUUUUGGCAGUUAUCUCAGUUCACAGCACAUGGAUUCCAUACGAUGUCAGAAGUGUAUGCGUGAUAAACUCUGGAUUUGCAUGGAAUUUUGUGGAGGUGGUUCGUUACAGGAUAUUUAUCAUGUAACUGGCCCGUUGUCAGAGAUGCAGAUAGCAUAUGUGUGCAGAGAAACAUUACAGGGAUUGUACUAUUUACAUAGUAAAGGAAAAAUGCAUAGAGACAUAAAGGGUGCAAAUAUACUACUAACAGAUAACGGGCAUGUGAAAUUAGCUGACUUUGGAGUAUCAGCACAAAUCACUGCAACUAUAGCUAAACGGAAGUCUUUCAUUGGCACGCCUUAUUGGAUGGCCCCAGAGGUUGCUGCAGUGGAAAGAAAGGGAGGUUAUAACCAGUUAUGUGACAUCUGGGCAGUGGGGAUUACUGCCAUUGAACUCGCAGAGCUUCAGCCGCCUAUGUUUGAUUUCCACCCAAUGAGAGCACUAUUUCUUAUGUCAAAAAGUAACUUUCAACCUCCAAAACUUAAAGACAAAGUAAAAUGGUCAAACAGUUUUCAUCAUUUUGUUAAAGUGGCACUUACAAAAAAUCCGAAAAAAAGGCCUACGGCAGAAAAACUUUUGCAGCAUCCAUUUGUGUCCCAACCAUUGAGUCGCACACUUGCUAUUGAAUUACUGGACAAAGCAAGUAAUCCUGACCACACAGGCUAUCAUGACUUUGAUGACGAUGACCCGGAGCCCUCAGUUGCUGUACCACAUAGGAUUCAUUCAACAAGCAGAAAUGUCAGGGAAGAGAGAACACGGUCUGAGAUUAACUUUGGUCAAAUAAAGUUUGAUCCACCCUUAAGAAAGGAAACGGAGCCACAUCAUGAGCUUCUCGACUGUAACGAUUUUUUGGACAGUUCAGAAGAAAUAUACUACACUGCAAGAUCUAAUCUGGAUUUACAGUUAGACUAUGGACAAGGACCCAACGAUGAUUACUUUUUCGGUGGCAACAAGAGCCUACUGAAAUCUGUUGAAGAAGAACUGUAUCAACGCGGGCAUGUGGCACAUUUAGAGAACGAGGAGGAUGGUGAGGAUGAUGAUGAAACAAAACAGUCAACUAUUAAGCCAAAAGUGCCUCCACCUCUGCCACCUAAGCCCAAGUCUGUAUACAUGGCUCAAGAGACCAGUUUUUCUGAAGAAGAUAAUCAAGGAACAAUCAAGAGAUGCCCUCCAUCCAACAGCCCUGCAAGACCCACAUCACAAGUUCCACCUAGACCACCUCCACCUCGGUUACCGCCACAGCGGUCAAGUAUGUUAGGUGACGGGAUGAACUCUCCGCAUGUAAAUGGUGAACAGUUCAGCUCUUCAGUACAGCAUACUGACUACAGAAGUUCUAAUCCUCCAGGAUCUCAACAAAGAAAAGAAAAGAAAGAUUUGCCAAAACCAGUUAGCAAUGGCCUUCCUCCAACUCCAAAAGUACAUAUGGGAGCUUGUUUUUCAAAGGUUUUCAAUGGUUGUCCUUUAAAAAUUCAUUGUGCCACAUCAUGGAUCAAUCCAGACACGAGAGAUCAGUAUGUAAUAUUUGGUGCGGAAGAAGGCAUCUACACGUUGAAUUUAAAUGAGCUGCAUGAAACAACAAUGGAACAGCUGUUUCCACGAAGGUGUACGUGGCUGUAUGUCAUGAAUAACUCAUUGUUGUCAAUAUCUGGUAAAGCUUCCCAGCUUUAUUCACAUAGUUUGCCCGGCCUUUUUGAAUAUGCACGACAAAUGCAGAAGUUACCUGUAUCUAUACCAACACACAAGCUGCCUGACCGAAUGCUGCCAAGAAAGUUUGCUGUGUCUACAAAAAUUCCUGAUACAAAGGGCUGCCAGAAGUGUUGUGUUGUGAGAAAUCCUUACACAGGACACAAGUACCUUUGUGGAGCACUACAGACAAGUAUUGUGUUAUUAGAGUGGGUUGAACCAAUGCAAAAAUUUAUGUUAAUCAAGCACAUAGAUUUCCCUCUACCUUAUCCAUUAACAGUAUUUGAAAUGCUGGUAGUACCCGGACAGGAGUACCCUUGCAUAUGUGUUGGUGUCAGCAGAGGAACAGAGUUCAACCAGGUGGUACAGUUUGAAACUAUCAAUCCUAAUUCAUCAUCUUCAUGGUUUACGGGAACAGAUGGAGCCCAAAUCUGUGUUGUACACGUAACACAGCUGGAACGAGAUACCAUUCUAGUCUGUUUAGAUCGUUGCAUAAAAAUAGUAAAUCUGCAAGGCAGAUUAAAAUCCAGUCGGAAAUUGUCUUCAGAAUUAACAUUUGAUUUCCAAAUUGAAUCUAUUGUUUGUCUGCAAGACAGCGUGCUCGCAUUCUGGAAGCAUGGGAUGCAAGGAAGAAGUUUUAGGUCAAAUGAGAUUACACAAGAAAUAUGUGAUAAUACACGGAUAUUUCGGCUUCUUGGUUCAGACAGAGUGGUGGUGCUGGAAAGUAGGCCUACAGACAACCCUACAGCGAACAGCAACUUGUAUAUUUUGGCAGGUCAUGAAAACAGCUACUGAAGGUGAUGUCUUGCAAUGUUAACAACUCACUGGAAUGAGGAAGAUAUACUUACGCUGCACCAGGAACAGAACACUUGAAAUUGUAUGCACAGUUUCUCUGCCAGAUGAUGAUUUAGGAUGGAAUUGCAUUUUUAUUUAUUGUGGCAUGCUUCACAGUGCAAGGAACUUUUUUAGGGAUAUGGACAUGUUUAGUAUUUUAAAAUGCCACACAAGUGCUUAAUUUACUGUUUAUGUAAUCUUUGUACAUAUGUGUAGUAUUUUUCAGUGAAGUAACUUCAUAUUAUUGAAGUCAUACACUAAGGUUCUUAAUGUAGAUAGUACUCCAUGUAUGAUGUACAGGUGUUCUGCUGUACAGAUGUAAAGGUUUGCUCAUGUUAAAAUAUAUAUUUGGGGUACUGUACUGAGGAGUUAUCAGUUAGGGGCGAUGCUCUGGGUGUUGAUAUUGUUUUGUACAGUGGGAAACUAGAAGUGACCACAGUGCAUUUAUUCAUAUAACACUAAUGCGUUUUUAUCAUUUCAUGUGAUUUAAUAUAGAUUCUGGUCUUGUAAAUAUACAAAGUGUAAACAAGGCCAUCAAUUAUUUUUAAAUAUGUGUAUGAUUAGUACACUGAUGUAAUUUGCACAAAGUAUGAAAAUGUGAUGUAUUUUGCCACAGAGGUAAUUUGUAACUUUGUGGAGAUUCAUACUUCAUGAACAUUUCUCUUUUUGAAUUAGAUUUUGUGUAUUUCUGUGCGCACAUGGACUUGGGCAGGAAAAAUUGGUUUGCUGCAUCAAGUAGUAUUUUUGAUACAUAAAACCUAUAUAAACAUCUAUAGGAAUGACACUUUUUUAAGUUAAAGCUCCCUUGAGCUUAUCCUAAUGCUUCCAGAACGUAAGUUUGCUAUAGUAAUGCAGGCAACAAUACUGUGAUGUCACACCGUAAGUGUUGUCUUAGUAAUUAAUAGUAUUUUAUUUAUGUAGCAUUGCUUCAAGUCCAAUAAAACAUUUCAUUUGAAGUAAAAGCACUAAAUAAUUGCAACAUUCCAAAUUUUGGAAGUGUUUUAAGAUGUUGAUUUUUUUUUAAUUAUUUCAAUUUAUUUUUAAAUUUCAAGACACUUUUAAUCACAGCCAAAAUAAUUUAGUUUCUACCUCAUGCAGACAAGUGGAAAAACUACACAUCACAGAAUUUUAUUUUAUGUAGUAAGUGUACUUUUUCUGUAGAUAAAAUAUGUAGUAAAAUAUGCAUCUUGAGCUUUCCUCCUUGUAUAUGUCCCCUGUAUUUUGAAUAUAGUCAUUAUUGUAAGUGAACUGUUACCUGCAACUUUUAUGUGGUAAAAAAAUCUAAAGUGUUACAGACUGUAUAUACUGUAAAAUAAAAACAUUUUUAAUAUACUGCA